UUAAGAAUAUGUAACGUUAUAAUUUGAAACGAUAAGUAAAAUAGCGAGAUAAAAAGUCGACAAGGAGAAGCACGACAAAACAGAGAAGUAACCUCUAGCGGAUAAUUCGAGAAGUAAGCUUAAAUCGACGUGAUGGAGUCGUGCUCUGUGUCUGCGUUAUAACAUGAACAAAACGAAAUGGCACGUGUGCGUUUAUGAAAUGUCCGGUUCGUGCAUCAUUUGUGUAGAAUUACCCGGUUUAUUUUCUUCUGCCCUGAAAUCUAAAAUGGAAAAUGUACGUUGCGUAACAUUGACUUCGAGAUAUAUUAUUAUUAUUGGUUAAUGGGAGUAUAAAGAUGAGUGUAUUGCCUCUGCCUUCCGAAGUUGUUUGCAAAAUCCGUUCGGGAAUAGCAAUUACGAGCUUCGGCCAGUGCUUGAACGAAUUGGUGUUGAAUGCCAUCGAUGCUUUUGCUACGAAUGUUUGCGUUCGUCUAGAUUUAUCUUCUCACAGGAUAUCAGUCAAAGAUAAUGGAAAGGGCAUUCCUUCUGAUCAGCUGCAAUUCAUAGGAGAAAGGUAUUUUACCAGCAAAUGCCAUAAUUUAAAAGAUCUCAACAACUUGAAAUAUUUUGGAUAUAGAGGUGAAGCUUUGGCAAGUCUAAGAGAGGUAUCUGGAAUAAUUGAAAUAGUUUCAAAAUGUUCCAAUUGUUCUGAUACUUUCAGUAAAUUGUUUGUUAAAGGAAAGACUGAAGGUGUGACAAAAUGUUCGACUAAAAUAUCAGAAAGUGGAACUAUUGUUUCCGUCAUUAAUUUAAUGUAUAAUAUGCCCGUAAGACAAAAUAUGAUAUCGAACAUUUUAGACUUAGAGCAUUGCCGGAAUCAACUUGCAAACAUAGCCUUAAUUCAUUCUAAUAUAUCAUUUGUUCUUAUAAAUGAAAUAACAGAAGAAAUUGUUUUACAAACACACAAAAGUAACUCUAUUUUGACUAACUUUAUUACUUUGUACGGACAAAAGAAAGCAAAAAAUUUGAAGAAAGUUGAAUGUGUUUUAUCUCCAUACGAAAUAAAAGGCUACAUUAGUUUAGAUUCUCACCACUCAAAAGAUUAUCAAUUUAUAUAUGUAAAUAAUCGCCAUGUUUUAAAAACAAAACUUCACAAAAUUACUAAUUUAUUACUAAAAAAAUAUCUUUUGAUUAAACACAGAGGAAGUAAGGACAUUUCUUCCUCUACCCCAAAUUCAAAUAGUCCUUCGAAGAAUUCCAAUCAACAUGCAAUAUUUAUUUUAAAUAUAAAAUGUCCAUUCAAUAAAUAUGAUUUGUGUUUAGAACCGCAGAAAUCUCUGAUCGAAUUUAAAGAAUGGAGACAAGUUUUAAAAUGCCUUCAAGAAGCGGUUUAUGCAUUUUUGAUAGAUAAUGAAAUAACCGAUAAAUCAAUCAGUUGUAAUCAAUUGUUUAGUCCAAUUAACGAAAAAGAACUUUGUGAUAAGGAUAUUGAUAUCCACAACACUAAAAAUGCAUUGUUUUCUUUAGCAGCUAAAAGACCUUUAUUUAGUGAAUCAGUAGAAGAAAAUAAUAAUAAUUCAGUUGGAAAUAAAUCUGAAAAUAAUAUAAGAGAUUCUAAAAAUAAUAAAUUGGAAGAAAAUUCAAAAAUUCAUUCAAUAAAUCAGUUUCAAAUUUCUUCAUUUGAAAAUUCUAAGAAGAAAAAGAGAAUUUGUAUUGAUCCUUCAAAUAGUGAAGCCAUAAGACAUACUUUGGCAGAUUUUAAAAAGAAGAAUAAUUGUAAGAAAUCAAGUUCUAUUGAGGAUAAAUUGUGUAAUAGUAAUAACUCAAUUAUGUUAUCACUAAAAAAGAAAUCGGAUGAAAAAAGCACUUUUCAUUUAUUAAAAUAUAAUAAUGAUGAUGAUGAUAAAUUAAUAAAACUCAAAAAGUUAUCUGAAAAUAUUAAGAAAAACAAUUUGAACACCAAAGAAAGUGCAAAACGGAAUACGAAUGUCAAAACAUUAAAAGUUGAUUGCGUAGGAGAUUUUUCAGAUUCUAAUGAUAAAUUAAAGCAUUUGAAAGAAGAUGAGAAGAGGAAUAAAACAGUAGUACCAGAUAAUGUGAAAAAAACUUGUGUUGAUUUCGGUGAGAAUAUAUUAAAUAUUAACUUGACUAAUUGUAUCAAAAAUGCUAAUAAUGUAACUAAGAUAUGCUUUAAUGAUAUAAAAUUAACACCACAAACAAAAUCUAUAUCAGGAAAGAAAUUGUUAUCGAAAACUUUGAAUUAUCAAAAAUUAAAUUCUUAUAAGAACAAGCAAAAUCAAAUUGAUAAGAAUUUUCCCCAUGAAGUGACAACUAUUGUAUCUUCAACAAAUGAUUCAAAUAAAAUUCGUUGUGAUAAACACAAUGACGAUAUUGGUUUAAGUAUUACAGAUGAAAGUUGUACUGAUUUAAAUUGUGAAAAUGUAGAAGAGUCUUUACAGAAAAAUUGGCUGUGUCAUAAAGAUUUAAAUUUGGAUAAAUAUGUUUAUAUCAAUAAAAACAAUGGAAAUUCAGCGUAUUUUAAUCCCGAAAGAAGAGAUGAAAGUCAAAUUGAAAAAACAGGCAAGUUAAAAUAUAUUAAAUUUUAUAAAUAUUCAUUGUAAUAUUGUAUAUUGAGA
Messenger RNA from Centruroides sculpturatus (bark scorpion), 2615 nucleotides. RefSeq names its product DNA mismatch repair protein Mlh3-like. Lineage: Eukaryota; Metazoa; Arthropoda; Arachnida; Scorpiones; Buthidae. The transcript has 2 exons. The coding region runs from base 336 to 2600 and encodes 754 amino acids. The record is from RefSeq and is a predicted model, not a curated record. Gene Ontology annotation, molecular function: ATP hydrolysis activity; ATP-dependent DNA damage sensor activity; ATP binding. Gene Ontology annotation, biological process: mismatch repair. Gene Ontology annotation, cellular component: mismatch repair complex.